Molecule: messenger RNA, 1180 nt
Organism: Scheffersomyces amazonensis
Lineage: Eukaryota; Fungi; Ascomycota; Pichiomycetes; Serinales; Debaryomycetaceae
Gene: TIP1
Product: transporter
Exons: 1
Coding region: 241-984 (247 amino acids)
Biological process (GO): endoplasmic reticulum to Golgi vesicle-mediated transport; vesicle fusion with Golgi apparatus
Cellular component (GO): membrane; trans-Golgi network
Source: RefSeq, a predicted model, not a curated record
GUCAAAUCACUAUAGUUCCAUUCAAUAAACUCGUUAAAAUUCAUAAAUAAUCUAUGGUUAAUGGUGCCAUAGUUAACAGUUUGAGGAGAUUACACGACCGCGUUUUCCAAUUUUUCUGUUUUGGUAACGAAUGAAUCAUAACCCAUCAUCAUUCACCAUCAAUUGCUUAAUGUAUAUAGUCAACAUUGAUCAAUAAUCAUUUCAUAUAAUAGAGAGUCAUUAAGUAUAAUAGAAUUCAAGAUGGCAUAUUAUCAACAGCAAGUAAAUAAUCCGCAGAAUAUGCAAUUUUAUCAAUCAGAUUAUGCCAAUACAUAUCAACAACCUAAUACUGGAGGCAAUCUAGGAGCAAUGGAUAGUGGAUUUGGAGGUAAUAUAGAUGUUAGUGGAGUAAUGGGAGGAGGAGAAUUAACUCAAGGGAUAUUGGCAGCAUUUGGUACCUCGGGAUAUCCUGGAGAACCUCCAUUACUUGAAGAAGUAGGAAUAAAUUUUCAACAUAUAAAAUCAAAGACAUUAGCUGUAUUAAAUCCUAUAAAUCAAAAUAUUAGUUCUGAUAUAAUUGCUGAUGCAGAUUUAGCAGGUCCAAUACUUUUUGUAUUAUUAAUAGGUACAUUAUUAUUAUUAUCAGGUAAAGUUCAAUUUGGUUAUAUUUAUGGAGUUGGACUCUUUGGUACUACAGGUUUACAUUAUUUAUUUAAAUUUAUGGGUACAAAUGUUCAAAUUGAUUUAGCAAGAUCUGCUUCAGUUAUUGGUUAUUGUUUAUUACCUUUAGUAUUAUUAAAUGUAAUUGGUGUAGUAAUGUCAUUAGAUAAUAUGGUUGGAUAUAUUUUAAGUAUAUUAGCCGUAAUUUGGUGUACUUAUUCAGCUUCAGGAUUUUUUGUGGCAGUAUUACAAUUACAUAAUGCAAGACCUUUAGUUGCUUAUCCACUUUUUAUGUUUUAUUCGGUAUUUGCAUUAAUGACAAUCUUUGUAGAAAAAUCCGAUUAAUUGAUUAAUUAAUAAUUAAUAAUCAACUAAUUAAUUAGUUAGGUUCUUUCAUAAAUUAUAUAGGUUAUGCUUAGCAUAGUAAAUAUUUAUUAGCGUAACAUAUUUUUAGUGACCUAUGUCGCACACACCACUAACAAAAUCUUGAAAAAUGUCUCUCUUUAGUAUCCCUACUAAUAUAACCCCACUAUUAAUUAAC